Messenger RNA from Harmonia axyridis, 330 nucleotides. Its product is annotated as coleoptericin-like. The record is from RefSeq and is a predicted model, not a curated record. The coding region runs from base 1 to 330 and encodes 109 amino acids. The transcript has a single exon. Lineage: Eukaryota; Metazoa; Arthropoda; Insecta; Coleoptera; Coccinellidae. Gene Ontology annotation, biological process: defense response to bacterium. Gene Ontology annotation, cellular component: extracellular region.
AUGGUAUUCUUCGCUUGUUUCGUAUUGUUGGUGGUUCUCGCACAAUCUCUACCUGUGAGCGAUACUACAGAAAGGGGCCAAUUAAGAAAAAUGAAAAUUUUUCCCGAAGAAUCCCGGAACAUACCAAUAUAUAGCCGGCAUGUUCGUGACACUGAAGGAUGGAAAGUACAACCAAACAUCAAUAGAGACCAAGAUGGCAACACUGCAGGAUCUGUGAGGGUGCAAAAGGAUUUUGGGAAUCAUGAAGUCCAUGCUGGCGCUUCUAAGGUAUUCUCAGGACCUAAUCGGGGUGAACCAUCGUACAAUGUUGGAGCAACCUUCAAUUGGUGA